AUAUACCGAUUUACCCAAAUACUCAAACAAGUCCAUUUGGUGAUGUUUUUAGGUUACUUACAGUAGUAGGUCUUAGCAUUUAUGGAAAUGUCAACAAACAUCGCUAACUGGACCAUUUGAGGAGAGAACAUGUAAAUAAUGGUGAUGUGGAGAGAGGUUUCUGUUGCUCCACCCAGCUUAGACAGAGCAAACAAUCAGCUCUAUUGAUGCAGUGACCAUGCCCUUCUCAAAAAAGUUUAUUAAUGCUCAGGUUAACACACUCAAAACACUGUUCUGAAAGUGCAGGGAGAGGCAGCCUGUCUUCUUGUUACUGAUUUUCUAGCAGUAAUACAACUCCAGAAGCCCUCCUCUUCAUAAAUUAACCAUUCUCUGAAAAACAAAUAAAUAAAUAACUGAAGCACAAUGGAACGCGAAUUUGACUACAGUGCCCUUAUGAAAGGGAUGUCAGAGCUUGAUUUCCAAGGGAAUGCAGUGCCAAGUGACCUUGUGCUAAUAGGCAGCAAUGCCUUUCCUCUAUCCAUGAAUCCAAGAGGUCAGGUCCUAAUGGCUGCAUCUCGCUAUGGCCAAGGACGUAUAGUAGUGUUGGGACAUGAGGAGUAUUUAACACGUUUCCCAGUCCUGGUGGAGAAUGCCCUGAAUUGGCUUAUGCCUCCUGAGUCUAAAAGCACAACUGUAGGCAUUCAAAAGAGUCUCGUUUCCCUUGCACAGAAUUUAUCUUACUGCACUCUGAAAACCGAGCUAGGAGAUUUCCAAAAUGUCGGGUUAGCAGUCUAUGUGGCCGAUGCCUACAGUGUUGAUUCAUGUGCCAAGGAGUUAGUAACCUUCCUGAAAUCUGGUGGAGGCUUGCUCAUUGCUGGUCAGGCUUGGAGCUGGGCUCAGUCCCAUCCAGGAGAAAAUACAUUACUCUGCUUCCCAGGCAACAAAGUGUGCAGUGUGGCAGGAAUCUAUUUCUCAGAGCUUCCAGCGGAACUCGGCAAAUUUCCUGUGCCCAUGCAAAUUCCUUCCAGCUGGCUGGCAGUGUCGAUUGGAAAGGAUUUCAAAGAUGACCUACAGUUCCUACUAAAAGGUUUUUCGGAAUUUGAUGUUCGAGGUGGGGCUUUAGCAUCCGAAGUGAUGGCACAUGGACCCUUAGCCUUUCCCAUUGCACUUACCCCAUGUGGUAGAGCAUUCAUUGCUGGGGCCUACUAUGGACAGGGGAGAAUAAUUGUAACCACCCAUGAAGGCUACCUUGGUCGUGAUUCACUGUCUACCUUCUUGAUCAACGCUAUCAACUGGCUUGAUGAAGGGCGCAAAGGAAAAAUCGGAAUCAUGCCCCAACUUAAAGAUGCCCAUCGUAUUCUGAGCAAGUCAGGGCUAAAUUGUCAAUUCACCAAUUUUAGUGAAGAUCUAAGUGUCUUUGUCUGUACCUCCUACAAUGAUUCCCAACGUCACCAGAUCCAGGAGUUUGUUGCUGAGGGUGGAGGUCUCUUGAUAGGAGGUCAUGCUUGGUACUGGGCCCAGACCCACCCUGGGCAAAAUGUGAUGACAGCUUCCCCCGGAAACCGUAUCCUCAAUAAAAUGGGACUGUGCAUCAUGGGUAAUACCUUGCAAGGUGGCUUGUAUAAAGCCCAGCAAUUAACGGGAGAUGGAGGCAGUGGUACACAGCCAUACCAUUUCCGUGAUUUGCUGCAGCGCUUUGCUAGCCAUGUCAUUGAGGGCCAGGAUCUUACCAAACAUGAAGAGAACAGUCUGCAGAAGCUGAGAAAUGAUUGUACAAGUUAUCUGCGCAUGCAAGCUCAUAAAAGCUCUUCCUAUACAUCAAUGGUUUCACUGCUCACAGAUAUGGUGAAAGAGGCAAAAAUUCCACAGGUGUGUGAUAAAUGUCCUGUUAAAAAUACCAAAGAUAAACUGCUGCUUCAUGUGGGAAGUGAGGUGUACAGAGUGUGCAAGGAUCCUGAUGCACUUCUGCCAUACAUCAUCUCCAAUAUACCCCAUCUACCUACAGUGUCCAAUGCCAGAGUCCGGAUCAGCGCAAACACAUCUGAUUGUGAAGAAUGGAUAAGUACAGGACUGUAUCUUUCUCCUGGAAUGAGGACUUACAUUGCAGUACCUCCAGAAAUCAAAGGCAAAGGUUGGAAGCUGCAGACUGGAUGUCAGACCGAUUGCUUGAACGAAGCAGAUGUUCUGAAACGUGCUCCUGUAGUGCACGAGCGAUUUGCUUUAGACUCUGAUAUGGUGCAGGUCUGGAAUUUGUGGGGAGGACUUUUAUACCUGAUCGCACCACCCAAGAGCAAAGUGGAUGGAGCAGAGUUUGUUGUACAAACAGCCAUAAAAGCACCAUACUAUAAGUCUGGACAAACCAGUGUAGCAGACUGGGUGAAGAAGAUCCGUAAUGCACCAGCUCCUUGGGCAGAGCUGGAGUUUGAGAAUGUAAUCAUCACCUUACACUCUGACUUCAUCCGUAAACUGGACCAUCCUGACAAGGUGGCGGCUCUGUGGGAUUCCAUCAUGAAGGGUGUGGCCGACUUAGCCUCAAAACCUGCCAAGUUUCCACGCAAGGAACGUUUUGUUGCUGAUGUUCAGAUCUCUUGUGGUUUCAUGCAUGCUGGCUACCCUGUAAUGAUUCACUCCACCUCUGCCGCAGAACUCAUGAACAUAGAGACAGCGCGUAAGAAUGGUUUUUGGGGGGCUAUUCAUGAAUUAGGCCAUAAUCAGCAGUGCUCUGUGUGGGAAUUCCCUCCACAUACCACUGAGUGCACCUGUAACCUGUGGUCAGUGUAUGUGAAUGAGGAGGUGCUGGGAGUGAACAGGACGAAAGCUCAUCCGAACAUGACACCAGAAAACAGAAAGACUCGAGCUAAGAAUUAUGUUAAGGAAGGCAGGAAUCUGGAAAACUGGAGUGUCUGGACAGCCCUGGAGACGUACAUGCAGCUGCAAGAAAAAUUUGGCUGGGAUGCUUUCAAGAAAGUCUUUGCAGCCUAUCACAGCAUCAAAAACGCUCCAAAUGACCGAGAUGGAAAGAUGAACUUGUACGCUGAAACCUUCUCAAAGGCAGUGAACAUGAAUCUGACUGCUUUCUUCAAAGCCUGGGGUUGGCCCAUUCAGCACAACACUGAGGAAGCGCUCAGCAGUCUGCCUAUGUGGAGUGACCAUCCCAUGGCCCAGUAUGCUUAGCUCCCCAGUCUCAGUAUGAGACUCCCAAUAAUCCCAUCAUACUUCCCAUCAUAUAGCUAAUUUCCUUUCAGACUUAAAUACACACUGUAUGUAACAUGCUAUCCUGUAAUAUCAGCCUUUAGAUCUAUUCAUGCUGUUCGCAAAUAAAACCAUUUCUGAAAUAUAAUGAAUAUACUGAGGUCACGGGGAGCCUAUGCCUAUCUCAGGCAUCAUCGGGCGUCAAGGCAGGAUAUACCCUGGACGAAGUGCCAACCCAUGCCCUUCCUGAAAAACUUUAUAACACUGUUUUGAAAGUGCAGGGAGAGGCAGCCUGUUUUGUUACUGAUUUUCUAGGUGAGUUGAUAGUCCUGAGUCUCUUUCUGUAUUUACAUAGCAUUUUAAAUGACAUUACUUUUCAGUACUGCAUGGCAUCUUGUAUUACAUUUGUUUAAAUAUGUAAUCGGUCUUAUCUCAGUUUAGAUCAUUACCUGACUAGCGAUAGAACUACAAUAUGAUUUGAUUUAUAACAGUUCCAAUAAAUCUGCUGUGAAACUGUUUGAUAUUUGUAGCCUCUGGUCAAAAUGUGAUCAGCUUUAUUGACAGUCUGGGUUAGGAAUACUGUUAAUUCUUGAAUGAUUUUUAACUCGCCAUUUUAACUCAUGGGAACUUUGCUUGUAACUUUGGGUGUAACUUUGGUUCGAGAAGUGGGGGGGACACAAAAUGGGGGAAAUUUUUUUUGAUGUGAAUCCCAUUUCCUGCAUUUACAUGCAUUUACGGACUAUGGUGAUACAAAAUCCAGGAACUAAUUAAGUUGAUUAUAAUGAUAAAUUCUGUCAAAAAGAAUUAUAGGCUACUAAACUGUUUAUAUAGAAAAGAUGUCUUACUUUCUUUAUUGUUUAAUAGUGGCCGAUUGCCAAGAGAAUAAUUUUAGCAAGUCAAAAAUGUUCACCAUUAAUGUUUUGUGUGUGAAUACAAUAUAAAUAAUGUAAUAAUUACUCAAAUUCCACUGCUAAAGAAACUUUUAUUUUAAACUGUAGUACCUGAAAAUGUAAAAUAAAUUAUUUGUUGUACAGGAUGUUUGUCAGAGACACAUACAGCAAACCGCAGGGGUUUAGAAUAGAAAAAGCAAAAAGCUUUUAUGAACCGUGUGUGUUACAGCACUAUUUUCGCUAAAUUAAUAUGUAAUAUAAUUUUAUAAUUUUUAUAACAAUUAUAUGAAAAUGUUGAGCAUUACUUUAAUAAUUGUCUCUCAUGCAUAAACAACCACUCUUAGUUAAUGAACAAAUUAAAAUAUUUACAUUCCUGGUGCUAAUUUUUUGUGCAUCACAAAUACCUAAAAUAGAUCAUUUUUAUGCCUCCAACACUGUAUUAUAGCAGGGUAGGAAGUAACAAUCUGUAAUCCUUACUUCUGUAAUCCAAAAGGAUGGGAAAAUUGAUAACACAACAGAUACACUACUUAUUUGGUACACAUGAUGCGAGAUUGGCACACAAUCUCACAAACAAUAAAAAUAUAUACUGUAAAGAACAUUGUCCUCCAUCUCUCCAUUCAAUCACAUCUAUCCUUCUAUCCAUCUAACCUCAUCUGUCCUCUGAUAUGAAAACAACUGAGUCAGGGAUGUUUCUAGGAUUUGGAAACAUCAGGGGCUGAGCCCAAAAGAUCAGGGGCAAAUUAGAGAGAAUGGGAAAGCAAGAAUAACACAUUUUGAAAGAGCAUUUUUAUGUAAUAUUGUUUAAUAAUAAACACAGAUAAACAGCAACUUAAAAAAAAAGGAGCUCAUUAAAUUGAUUACAUUUUCUCUCACACGGGUAUGCAGUAUUAUAUACCUGUUACAGCUUGUGUGUGAAGCAGUGUCUUGUAGAUUAUUAUUAUUAUUAUUAUUAUUAUCAUUAUUAUUAUUAUUAUUAUUAUUAUUAUUAUUAUUAUUAUUAUUAUACAAUAAUCUAUAUGUGAUGGGGAGAGAGUUGGUUGUGUUGCAUGGUGUUUUGUUUUGUAUAUAUAUAUAUAUAUGUAUUCUUUUUUGUGCACGAGCUUGUUUUGGGUUGUUUGCUGUUGUGUGGGUUGCUGUGUUUUCUUUUCCUGUUUGUGGGCAGUAUUCCAAGCCACAUGCUUAUUUAGGUUAAUUGGACUAGCGAUGGGAUGUUUGCGGGAGUCUCCUGCGGGUGCUGCGAGAUGAGGGCGAACACUGACGGGAUUCUUCUGCGCGUGACUACACCAGACUGGAUAGCGGGGUUGAUAUCCGGUCACGCUGUGAGUACGAUUGAUUUCGAUUUAGCGGUGGAACUGUUAACAUUCCUGUUAAUCACCCUCGGGAAGAGAACGCGUCCACAACCAGAUCGGAUGCUUUUAUUAAAUAAGUGGUUUUUUUAAAUUAUUUUUUUUAGGCUAUACUAGUGUAGACUGAAAUCCUGUGUGGAUGUUAAGUGCUGUGAGACUAUUACGUGGAUGCUGGCAGUGUUUUCUUAUUUUCCAGCAUCACCACUCCCAUGGCCUUUAUUGGAGAAUGGAGGGUAAAAGGACGGUGGCUGUGAUUUCUGAUGCCCAGCUGAGACUGUGUUAACUCCGGACUGUUACUGAGCGUGGACUUUGGACUCUGGUUCUUUGUUUUUAUUCUUUCCUGUAUCCCUUGAUUGUAAUAAAGAACUGUAUAUUUGA
Molecule: messenger RNA, 5785 nt
Organism: Hemibagrus wyckioides
Lineage: Eukaryota; Metazoa; Chordata; Actinopteri; Siluriformes; Bagridae
Product: TRPM8 channel-associated factor homolog
Exons: 9
Coding region: 403-3153 (916 amino acids)
Source: RefSeq, a predicted model, not a curated record